UUAGAAAUCAAAUCAGUCCCAGUCUACCAGGUCCUGCGUCUAGCCUUACUUGAUUAGUAGUGCUAAACAAUAGCAUUUAUAUUCCGUGGCACGCCUGUAGUGUUUACAUAGCUCUCACUACUCAGGUGUAUCCAGGGUUCAUGUUUGUCUCACGUCGCGUGUUGACGGUUUAACCGCUACGAGCGCAGGGCCAGCGCUACGAGCUCCUCGUCGUAACAAAAGGGAAAUCCGGUUCCGCACCAACUACUCCUAAUCCCACUUUGCAUAUAGUUUUUUUAAAAGCUGUCGUGGUAAAUUGUAUGGUAGGACAGAGAGGCAUGGAGGAGUUGAGUUGUAGCCCUGCUACGGAGAGCAGAGAACACUUGGAACCGCAAGAACCACGGAAAAAAAGGUGGUUGAAUCCCUUGUUCUACACCGGGUACAAGAGGAGGUUAGAGGAGAAGGACAUGUACAAUGUGAAGUAUGAGGACUCCUCACAGAAGCAGUGUGAUGACUUAGAAAGAGAAUGGAACAAAGAGCUACAGAAGGUCGGUCGGUCCCAGAAGCCCAGCCUGUUGCGGGCAGCAAUCAGAUGUUACGCUCCCGGGUGGAGCUUAUUAGGAAUUAUAGCUUUUAUAGAGGAAGCCACCAAAGUUGUCAGUCCAGUGCUGCUGGGAAAGUUGGUGGAGUACUUUAGCCCCAAUUCAAACGUUUCACUUGGUGAGGCAUAUGGCUAUGCUGCUGGAAUCAGUGCUUGUGCAAUGGCGUUGGCGAUCCUACACCAUCCGUACUUCUACGGUGUCCAUGUCUACGGCUGGAGACUACGCGUCGCAUGCUGCUCACUCAUACAUAAAAAGGCCUUAAAACUGAGUAACAAGGCCAUGACGCAGACAACAACUGGUCAGAUAGUCAACCUGCUGUCCAACGAUGUCAAUAGGUUUGACCAGAUGCCUAUGUUUCUCCACUACAUCUGGAUAGCCCCUAUCCAGUUGGCUGCUGUUAUCUGGUUACUCUGGUUAGAUCUGGGCGUUUCUGCCUUAGUUGGUGCUGGGUCUCUCAUUCUUGUCCUCCCAGUGCAGAGUGUACUAGGGAGACUCUUUUCUAAAUUCAGAGCGGAAACAGCAAAGCGAACUGACAAUCGUGUACGAACGAUGAAUGAGAUCAUCUCUGCCAUCAGGGUCAUCAAAAUGUACACAUGGGAGAAACCAUUCAGCGAACUUGUAGCCAGAUAUAGAAAAUUGGAGGUGGACAAAAUUUUGCAGGCCUCAUACUGCCAAUCUUUCAAUUCCGGCUUCUUCUUCUGUGCCAGUAAAAUCAUCUUGUUCUUCACCUUCCUUGCCUACGUCCUCUUCGGGAACACCAUUGUUGCAUCCAAGGUGUUCGUGGCGAUCACGCUCUUCAACGUCAUCCGCCUCACCAUAUCGCUCUUCAUCCCAUUUGCUGUGCAAAAGGGGUCUGAAGGGCUCAUAUCCAUCAAGAGAAUACAAACAUUUUUACUCUUAGAUGAAGUAGAGACAGCAGAGCCAACUCCUGACCCUGCCGCCCAGCCCGGACCAGAGGACUGUCAUGUCAACGUCACUGGGGUUACUGCUUCAUGGGACCAGAGCUUAGAGCCCCCCACCCUGAGGAACAUCAACUUUGAGGUGAAGCCUGGAGAACUGGUGGCAGUCAUCGGUCCUGUUGGGGCUGGGAAGUCUUCUAUACUGAGUGCAAUUCUCCGGGAGCUUCCUGUGACCUCUGGAGAGGUCAAAGUUCAAGGUCAGCUAGCAUACGCCAGUCAGGUUCCCUGGAUCUUCUCAGGCUCCGUCCAACAGAACAUCCUGUUUGGGAAGGAGAUGGAACAGCAGAAGUACCAGAGGGUCAUCAAAGUCUGUGCCUUACAGAAGGAUUUGACGCUUUUCCCUCAUGGAGACCAAACUCUGGUGGGAGACCGAGGCAUCAUGCUCAGUGGAGGCCAGAAGGCAAGAAUAAACCUUGCAAGAGCGGUAUACCAUGAUGCUGAUAUCUACCUGUUGGACGACCCCCUCAGUGCUGUAGAUGCAGAAGUGGGGAAACAUCUCUUUGAAAGAUGUAUUCAAGGCGCCUUGAAGGACAAACCAAGAAUUCUGGUCACCCAUCAGCUACAGUACUUACAAUCGGCAAACAAGAUCCUCAUUUUGAAGGAGGGUGAACAGUUAACGUUGGGUACAUACCAAGAGCUGGUGCAGUCAGGGGUGGACUUUGCCGAGCUGCUCAAGACAGAUGAUGAGGAUGAGGAGCCUGGGGAAGAGCAUGGAAUUCUGGGAAGAGGUGGCAGUCUAAGACAUCGCACACGAACCAUAUCUAACGGUUCCAAGGCUCUCUCCUCUUUAUCUCUGGACAAGAUAAAGCUUGAGGAGAAGGCCCCCCAGUUGGAGGAUGAAGACAGGAGAGAGGGCGUGGUGGGGUGGUCUGUGUACAGGGACUACUCCACUGCAGGGACGGGCAUAGGGGGGAUCAUACUGGCAGUGUUUCUCAACAUCGCUGCAGAGGCGCUGUUUAUUAUGACUGACUGGUGGAUGGCAUACUGGGCCCAAGAGGAAGAGGACUAUUACCGAGCAACCCACCCUGCAACAACAUUACCUACCAAUGGGGUCAACACUACGUCACCAAACAACAUGACCAUACCAAGAGUCGACGUGAACCGCAACAUCUACGUUCUGGCGGGAACAACAGGAGCGCUGGUUCUGUUCAGCAUUUUCCGCAGCGCAUGGAUGUACUUCCUGUGCAUCAAGUCCAGCCAGAAACUUCAUGACAGGAUGUUCCGCUCUAUCGUCAGGGCACCUGUCCUGUUCUUUGACUCAAAUCCUGUUGGGCGAAUCUUAAACAGAUUCUCCAAGGACUUAGGACAUCUGGAUGAUCUUCUUCCGGCCACCAUUAUGGAUGUUGUUGUGAUCAUGAUGCAGGUUUUGGGCGGUGUGAUUCUGGCCGGGGUGAUCAACCCCUGGGUGUUCAUACCGGUGGUGCCUGUGGUGCUCCUCCUAGUGGUCAUACGGAGGUACUACAUGAGAACCUCUAGGGACAUCAAGAGACUGGAGGCCACAACCCGUAGUCCAGUGUUCUCUCAUCUGUCCGCCACCCUACAAGGCUUGUGGACCAUCCGAGCCUUCGGUGCCCAGGAGAGUUUCCAACGGGAGUUCCACGCGCACCAGGACCUGCACUCGGAGGCCUGGUUCCUGUUCCUGGCGGCCAGUCGGUGGUUUGGGAUCCGCAUGGACUGGCUGGCAGCCAUCUUCAUCACUGCUGUGGCCUUCUGUUCUGUACUAGCUGCUCAAAGUCUGGACAGUGGUCUGGUAGGGUUGUCCCUGUCCUACGCCUUGAUUCUGAUGGGAGGGUUCCAGUGGGGGGUGAGACAGAGCGCUGAGUGUGAAACUUUGAUGACCUCAGCAGAGAGAAUAAUCGAGUACUCCAAGCUUGACCAGGAACCCCCCCUGGAGAACGACUACAACCUCCCCCCCAACUGGCCUGUCCACGGCAUCAUCACAUUCGAGGGGGUCAGUUUCACCUAUUCCCCAGAUGGUCCAAAAGUUCUGAAAAAUCUCUACGGCUGCAUACGUGCUAAAGAAAAGGUUGGAAUUGUGGGUAGAACAGGCGCGGGAAAAAGCUCGCUGAUGCAGAUGCUGUUCCGUAUGGCAGAGCCCCGCGGGCUGCUCAUGAUCGACGGGAUCGACAUCACCCAGAUCGGCAUUCACGAUCUCAGACGGAGGAUAUCGGUCAUACCACAGGAUCCUGUGCUGUUUUCUGGAACUUUGAGGAACAAUCUCGACCCAUUCAGCGAGUUCACAGACAACCAGUUAUGGGGAGCAUUGGAAGAGGUCCAGCUCAAGCCAGUGGUUGAAGAGUUGCCAGGAAAGCUUGAAUCAGAGUUGGCUGAAUCCGGGACUAACUUCAGUGUGGGCCAGAGGCAGCUGGUCUGUCUAGCCAGGGCCCUGCUCAGGAAAAACAGAAUUCUCAUCAUCGAUGAAGCUACAGCAAAUGUGGAUCCAAGGACUGACCAGCUGAUCCAACAGACCAUCAGACACAAGUUUAGACACUGCACAGUGCUGACCAUCGCCCACAGACUCAACACUAUCAUAGACAUGGACAGGAUCAUGGUAAUAGACGAGGGGAGAAUACGAGAGUUCGACGAAGCCCACGACCUACUGCAGAGGGAGGGGGGACUCUUCGCCAACAUGAUGGACCAGGUUGGCGGGAGGGCCGCGGCCGAACUCCGCGAGAAGGCGGAGAACCUGUACAAGCUGAGACACAAGAACGAUGAGAUCUGGGACCAGAUAAAGGACAGCCAGAGGAUACACCUGGCGAACUACCUCCCGUCCUCCGGGUACACACAUAUCCAGAUCGAGACUAGCGUAUGACAGCAUCACGAGGGAUUCAAUGUUUCAUGGAAAAGAAAUCACUUGAAUUUGGAAAUUAGAUACAUUUUCUGGUAACAUCAACAACAAAUGGAAUUAUCACAAUGUAUGUAUGCAUCUGUGCCAAGCAUACACCGUCCUCCUUUUAUUAGACAUAUGUCCAUCAUAACUUAUUCUCCAUACUCAAAGUCAAUGGUCUUUCAGUCUAAUAUUUACAGCCUGACCCAUACAAAGAUCUCAAAAGAAUAGUAUUCAAGAUAUAAGACUGUUUUGUACAUGUGUUAACUGACUUGACUAAUAUGUAUUUUUUUGUCCUCAAUGUCUUUCCAAAUGAAAAGUGUUGGAGGCAACAAGUGUGAAAUUCUCAGUUCCAUGACACUUAAAAUGGUUGCAAGAACUAUAGAUACUACAUUCUCUUUCUCUUUUUUGGCUGCACAUUCACUGCUAUCUGUUGGACAAAAUGUAAUCUGUGUGUCAGGUACAAGUGAUGUAUCAAAUGGAAUUCUCACUUUUCUAUGCAAUCAUAAGUUAUUGUAGGGGGUUAAUUCAUCAAAAUUUGGUAGAAAAAAUUAGUCAUGUCUUUAUAUUUUUGUUCUUUCACACCUUCUUCGUAGACUUUGGAAGACCUAACUCAUUUGGGUUUAAAAUGCAUGUACCGAUACACCUUACAAAAAAUUACUUGAACCAAAACUUUUUUUGAUAUCCAUGUAAUCAUGUCAGUGUGGCCUAAAACUAAAGUAAAAGUUGACUGUAGGAAAUGCUGCUUAAAUGUUUCACAUAAUGUAGUCAUGUAACCAUGGAUCUUACAACCCAAUGACACUUUGAUGUACACAAACACAAACAUUUACAAAGUUAUUGCUGCUUCAUGCUAUACAUUCUGUACAUGACUGUCAUUAGUAUAAAUAGAGAAAUUCUAUGCAAUACUUUUCAGUUUAGUGUAUGAUAAUUCAGCAAUAUUUUUGUCAAGCGGAAUCGCUGUAUCUGUGUGGUAACUUAUUCUUAGAAGCAAAUUACUGAUAAGAAAUUCUCUAUUUUUCAUUUCUACAUGAUACUUUGAGCACUGUAUAGAGAGUAUGGCAUAAGUGGAGUAAAGUAUUGUAAGAUAUUGUAGUACUACAGGCAAAGAAUUCUUUGUUUACAGCUGUGUGUCAAAGUAAAAGUCUAUCCGGAAUAUUUAUUAAGGACUGGUCUUAAAAGAUUUGUAGCCGUCCAGGAAAGAAUCACAUUGUCUUUGGUGGCUAAACCAAACAAUUACAGUCUCUAUAUCUUAUGUAACUUUUUCAAUUCAGGUUGUGUUAUUUUCGUUUCCUCCAGGACGUAAUGGUUCUAGUUGUAAAGUUCCGUUUAUCAGGUAUCUUCAGUUAGCUACAUGUAUAUUUGUCCAUACAUGGUGAAGGGAGAUAUUGUUGUAGUAUUUAAGCAUCUAACAAUUUUGUAAAUUUUGUUUUCAAUGAAGAAACACACGAUAAAAUGAUGGAAUUAUUUGAUGUGUACAUUUUGUACUUAAUGGAAAGGGUGUACUCAAAAGACGUCACUUUAAACAAAUACCCUGGUACAUUUUUAUA
Messenger RNA from Branchiostoma floridae (Florida lancelet), 5914 nucleotides. Its product is annotated as multidrug resistance-associated protein 4-like. Gene Ontology annotation, molecular function: ATP binding; ATP hydrolysis activity; ABC-type transporter activity. Gene Ontology annotation, cellular component: plasma membrane. Gene Ontology annotation, biological process: transmembrane transport. NCBI's taxonomy places the organism in Eukaryota, Metazoa, Chordata, Leptocardii, Amphioxiformes, Branchiostomatidae. The transcript has 29 exons. The coding region runs from base 300 to 4352 and encodes 1350 amino acids. The record is from RefSeq and is a predicted model, not a curated record.